AUGCCGUUCCCUAAUCCAGGGUGGCAUACAGAUGAGCUGGCAGAAGAGUGGCCGGAAAGCUCACCUUCACCACCAAUGAUGCCCGUGGAAUUACCUCCUAUCCCUGGACCAACGAUCAACAUGGACUCGAUCCGAGCGAAGAGAGGCUCUCUCAGAAUGUUGGGUCAAGCCUCAGCAAGGCCAUUACCACGUUCCAGGAGUGCCAGCUCUGGAUCACAACCUGGUAGAAUAGUCUCUGGUCAUGUCGAUAACGGACAGGGUCAUAUACCAAGAUCAAGAUCGAUAUCGCAUAACGAAAAUGGUUUACUGUCACCUCCCUCAUCCAGAUCAUCUUCUGGUGCAGGACAAGAAGGGGCCGGGACAGAAGCUGCAGCUGGAACUUUCGUAGUCAAAGAAGGAGUAGAAGAUAACAGAGGUCAACAUUUAGCUAGAAAUCCAAUGGGCCCCAAAGGCAGUAAAGAUAUAUUUGGUGCUUUACCUUUAGAGAGGAUGUUUGAUCCACCUUCACCACCUACCAAUCCCACAAAUCAAGAGCGACAGUCUCCUCCUUCCAUCCUCGAACCGAUAGCCGAAUCAUCCACCGCUAUCUCUACUCCAACACCCGCUGCACCCGAUCAUGCUCGACGAUCCUCUCAUCCUUACGCACCUGCAAAUCCCUCUAGGCUCAGUAAAUCCGUCACUCCCUCUUCCAAUGAUUCAUUCACUACCACCUCUUCCGCAAACGGAUCCCUGGGUCGAUCUCAUAUCAUCGAACAACAUAUCGUUCACGAAGAAGCAGACUCACUCAUUAGAGAUGACACCCUUCUCGGAGAAGAUGAGGACGAUUCCGUUUUACCUGGAGAAGGUGAAUUCCACACUGCUCCUCAAGGUCAAGAUGGAACGAUGAAGAGCCGUCUUGGGGAGAUAACGUUGAAGUCUGGAGAAGUAGAAACGGAUUUAUCACCUUUCAACCGACGUGGAUCGGGAGACUAUCCAUUCACUUUCAACGCACCUCGACAUCCAUCUGGUAAUAUCUCAUCAGAACGAGGUCAUUCAGAACGGUCCAUUUUCGAUCCUGAAAAUCACAACAACGGGGAAGAAGGGCCAUCUCAUUCGACGCUGAAUAUGAAACCAAAAUCUCGUCCCGCUUUAGAGCAGGUACAGCCUCUCUCUCGGGGAGUAUCUCAACAAUCGUCGAAUCCUGGUUUACGAUUGUUCAGGAGUACCUACGAUACAUAUACUCGAGAGCACUUGUCCGCUCUAGUGGAUAGUAUUGCGAUUGAACCCUCACCUUCACCCCCCGCCGCUCAAAGUAGACAAGCUUCAAGAGAUUGGUCACCCAGUGUCGAGUAUUCAGCUUCCCCUUCUGCCUCGGACUCAAGGUCGACACCAUCGGGUUCUAGCCCAUCGUCUGAUGCUAGAUCAUCAAAGAGAUUAAGACUUUCCCCUGCCUCCCCACCGAAACGAUAUUCUGGUCUGAGAGAUUGGGGUGCUCAAGGAAGAGCGAUGAUGGAGAAAAUAAGAGGAAGAGAUACGGCAGAUGAGACUACCACUAGUGCAAGUAAAAGUCAGGACACCGCGAGUGAUCCUCAUGCGUAUGAAAUGGAUGGACCAACUAUUGAUUACGCCGCAUUACCCCCUACGCCUCCUCUCGACCGAGCUUCUCCCCGUCAACCUACCGACAAACCCACUCAUCGUUCCAAUCCUUCCACCACGUCUUCUGGCUACCUCAGAGCAGCAGAAGAUAUCAUGGCUCGAAUCAAAUCUCGAAAAGUGUCUGAAUCCGCUUCUGGUGUAGAAAAUAGUCCAGUUGCUAUCGGAGGUCGACGAAUAUUAUCUGAAUCAGAUGAGAAUCGAAUGUGGGAGGAAGGAGCUGAGGAUUAUGCUCGAUCUCGCUCUAAUGCUAAGCCUCGAACUGGACCUAGUCCCCGUAGAAUACUUAGACGACUCAGUGCUUCUGAAGAGAUUAAGCGAGUUGCCGAAGAGGAUUCUGGCAGCAGUGAUGAACAACCUCAACCUCUUCGAAGUAGUCUACCGAAACACCGUCAGCAAUUGGAAGAACGACGGCCGACGAGUCGAGCUUCCACAUCAAGUAAUCCUAAUCUUGGUGGGCCGUCCCAACCUGCUCAAGCACCGUUCGACGCUGAUGAUCUGAAUCGUUACAUGUCAUCCUCCACUCAUGCCACUUCCACUACCAUCUCAACUUCGUUCGUCAAACAUCGUGGACCUAAAGCUGUCUCUUCCGGACCAGCUCAUGGAAUGAGGAUGAUCCGACCGGACGAUGUCCAAGGUGUAGUCCCUGAUAGGAUUGGCAAAAUGAGAUUUGACAGAGCCGGUAUGAGGUGGGUACGAGAGGAGCUAGGACCAGUGGACGAAGCUGGAGAAAGUAGAUUGGGAGGGAGUGAAGAAUCUGUCGAUGUAUUUGCCGGCAUGGAGAGUCUGCCUGAUGAUACUCAACGGAACAAUACCAAUGGGAAUGUGCAUACGGUACAUCAAGCGGAGAUAUCGGUAUUCAGCGUCAGCUCGACAUCUACCUCUGAUAAUGGUGAUGUGAUACUACAUGAAGCAGAGAGGACUAGAAUUAUAGAUGACGAAGAAUCGGAGAUGAUGUCCGAAUCGGAAGAAGAAGAAGAAGCAGAAGAUCCUACUGAAGUACCACCAAUCCGACCAUCAGCGCCUUCACCAAAAUCGGUUGAGCCGGUAUCUCCUCAUCGCCCAAUGAUACAUCAUGCAUCUACUGCACCGGCAAUAAUGACUCCCACCCCAUCCGCUUACGCCCCUAAACCUAUUCGAUCGGCACUGCGAAAUGCCCCCACCCCAGCUGGAGUAUUCAAGAAACGUACGGGCUGGUCGGACGAGGUCACCCCUGCUGGUACGAGAGGAGCUACACCUGGAAGUAGCGGCAAGCGAUCGGUCAGUUUCUCCGACGGCAAGAAGACUGGCAAGAUCGUUGGUCUGGAAGUUGAGAUCAGAACUACCGCUGCUCGAUGGAGUACAACGGAAGAGAAUGAUCUUUUCAAUGAGGAUUCGAGUAGUCAUAACACUGGAGAGAACAGUAAGAGCUUCUUACCUAGUGCUAGAACGAAGAGGAUCCAGAAUCUCUUGGAGGAUAUGGAAGAAAUGAGUCUCGAAGAUGAAACUCCCUCGAAACCCUCUCGAGCCGUUGAGAGACCGGCUUCAAGGGCUUCUUCGGCCCAUUCAUCGGAUUCAGAAUCCACUGUCCCUAUUCGAUCGUUCCGUGGAAGAUCCUUCAGAGCCCAUACGCCUAGAAAUCCAGGAGACGCAACGUUCCUCACUGAAUGUUCGUUCGGUGUAGCCCAUGAUAAACUGGUAGAAUUGAUUACGGAUGUUCAUCCUUUCGAAGCUCAUUGGGAGGAAUUGAAGAGUAUAAAUCUCAAAGGGAAAGGAGCGGACAGUGUGGCGAGAUUGAAAGAAUUUUUACCUGCUCUUGACGAGGCUAACUUGGAUGAUAACGCCAUUUCAUACCUUAGUGGUAUACCUUCGACAGUCAGGAAUCUCCACGUUGCUGGCAAUAAGCUUACUAGCUUGACUUCGGUGAACCACCUAAGGAAUCUUCAGUAUCUGGAUAUAUCGCGAAAUCAACUUGAUAGUGUUGCUCAGCUUGAAUGUCUCAGACAUCUUCGCGAGCUCACAGUCGACAAUAAUGCCAUAACAGACUUAUCGGGUAUCAUGGACAUGGAUUGUCUGAUCAAACUCUCAUGCGCGAACAACCAAGUCGAAAAUUUGGAUUUGAGUAAUGCUAAAUGGAGCAAGAUGGAGACCAUCAAUCUUGCGAAUAAUAGAAUAAGGAAUGUUAGAGAUCUGCACAAGUUAUCUUCGGCAGCUUCUAUCAACUUCGAUGGUAACCAGCUCGAACACCUCGAGCCUUCUCGACCUAUGACGAGUGUACGAGUACUCCGAUUCAGCGAGAACAAUAUCGAUCAUUUCGAUUUAUCACUUUUCCCCAAGGUCCGAACUCUCUAUGCUGAUGGAAACAAGUUGACUCAUCUAUCAAGAUCGUCUUCUUCCUCUUCAAAUGGAAGAUUGGAGAACCUGUCACUAAGGAAUCAACGAUUAACUAUACCAUUAAAGUUGGUUUACAAAGAUUUGGAAAAUAUCAAGAGAUUAUACCUAUCUGGUAAUUCCCUAUCUGACGGUUUCUUCCCUUCGCCCUCUUCACCACUGUACGCUCUGGUCUAUCUUGAAAUUGCAGCUUGUCAAUUGACGGAAUGGCCAAAUUUCUCAAAAUUACUACCGAAUUUGAAAGUACUGAACAUGAAUUAUAAUUACCUGAAAAACCUUAAUGGUGUAAAGGGAUUGAGAGGUUUGAGGAAGUUGACGUUGGUAGGUGGUCGAUUGGGUAGUGAAGAAUCGAAUAAUAAAGGUAUUCUGGAAGGGUUGAAAGGGUUAGAUAGUUUGGAAGAAGUUGAUUUUAGAAUGAAUCCAUCAACAUUAUCUUAUUAUUUCCCACUACUCCUUCCUUCAUCUUCUUCCACACCACAAUCAGCCCUUGACCCAUCUUCUUCGAAGGGUCUCGUGGGCGCUCCAGCAUCUAUAUGGCAAUCUUACGAUUCGAGAUUCCGUAAGAACCUCCCUGAUGAAUGGUACUCCAAACGAUUAGUUUACCGUGGUUUGGUCAUGUCGACUUGUCCCAAUUUGAGGAGAUUAGAUGGGAUACAGAUUGAAGAUGGAGAGAGAAAAAAGGCAGAGCAGUUGUUGAAAGUUGCUUUCAGAAGACGGAUCUAG
Messenger RNA from Kwoniella botswanensis, 4725 nucleotides. RefSeq lists its product as uncharacterized. Gene Ontology annotation, molecular function: protein binding. The record is from RefSeq and is a predicted model, not a curated record. Lineage: Eukaryota; Fungi; Basidiomycota; Tremellomycetes; Tremellales; Cryptococcaceae. The transcript has 7 exons. The coding region runs from base 1 to 4725 and encodes 1574 amino acids.